Mizuhopecten yessoensis (Yesso scallop) is the source of this 1641-nucleotide messenger RNA. RefSeq lists its product as uncharacterized. The record is from RefSeq and is a predicted model, not a curated record. NCBI's taxonomy places the organism in Eukaryota, Metazoa, Mollusca, Bivalvia, Pectinida, Pectinidae. The transcript is spliced from 4 exons. The coding region runs from base 215 to 718 and encodes 167 amino acids.
UGUAGGAUGAGGCACAUUAAAUGUGUGCUGUCUUGCGUUACUUUUCCUUAAAUACACAGGGAGUAUUUAAAACUAGUAUGUGUGUGUGUAUAUAUAUGGUACAGUUUGGUGUAGUAAGUCUUCCGGGUGCAUUUAAACAGUAAAUCUUCGCUGACAAUCGCCUGUUUCUGUGUUCUACAAGGUAUUUACUACAUGUACAGUUACAACCAGCAUAAUGGAGACUAUGAUGGUGUUUUUUAUCAUUCUUCUUCUAAACAUUCAAGGCACUACUGAGAGCGAGUGUUCAGAUGCUGCUGAAUCAGAAAACAUACCAUACAUUCGAAUGUGUGAGGAUGGCAACGUGACGUCAGACAAAGUGAUACUGGACACACACAGCGCCGGAGCAACAGGGGAGACAACUUGUUCGUGUACUGUUAACGCUACAAUUAUUUUUAUCGUAUACGUACAAUAUUACGGUAUUGGGCUGAAUCCAAGUACACCCGGAUGUGGCAGUGAAAUAGUGGUCAACGAUACAAUAAAAACUGGAGAGAGAAUUCAAAGCUUAACAUGUAACACAUUUCCGGAAGCACUAGUUUAUAACCCACCAAUGACUAUAACAUGGAGUGGUGGGCCUGGUGGAGAUUCUAAGUACUGUCUCAAUAUUACAGGUUUUACUACGACCACGUGGACUCUUGUUUUCGCUCACACAGGACAGGUGUUUCCACAUAUGUCCCGGUAACAGGAUAUAUUAGUCUCACCGUAAGAUGGCGACAAAGGUAUAUUACUAUCUAAAACAAGUAUAUGACGUCACGUUAACAAUGCAUUGAUAUAAAGUCAAAAUUCAGAAAAAAGAUUAUUUCCCUGCUUGGGGGUAAGAUGAGGGAUCUCAACCGCCGGGGGAAGAUGCUUAAGUUGACAAAUACGCGGAAAUGUGUUAAAGUAUUCCAGGCAAACGUGUACAAUGUCCAACACUCAUUAAGGAAAUGUUUAAUUUACAAUGUUGUUCAUCUUCGCAAUCCCAUGUGACACGAUCACCUGCGUUCUCUGCAUCCCUGGAUUAUGUCAUGACGAUAUCAAAGGCACAAAGUUAGCUAUAAGAUUAGUUUCAUGUAUAGAGAACAGACCAAUUACUGGGCUGAUACUUGUCCUAUUAAGACUACAGAGGUGCGACACCCGCAAAGUUGUGUUGUUUUACCGUUAUGCUGCCGCGAGAUUCUUAUGGUAUGUACCAACGGAUUGGACUUGCCUUGUUGUAUCAUCAGCAAUGCGGCGCAUAGAAAGCCUUCAACUUUGUCAUGACAUAUUCCGGGAUGCAGAUAACGUAAAUGUCGGGGAUGACUGUCGUUAUUACGUCCUACCAGUUCUUCUCUGCUUUUUAGGAAAAUUAUUCCAUGUUGAUUGCAAAAUGGUUGGAAUCACGGUUGUUUUUCUUUUGUCUGUGUCAAACAAAUUGACCAUAUAUAUAGGCUUCGGGGACUGCAAUUCUGUGCUAUAUGCUAUUUCAUGCACCAAUGCAAGGGUAACCUGAUUCCAUAUAUAUCUAUCAUUCUUCAUUUCCGUCUAUCAUUGUAGGAUAUCUGAUAUUACCAAACACCACCUUUACAAUUACGUGUUCUAAGCCAGAGACGACCACCACACCACCGUCAACUCGUACAAGUACUA